Molecule: messenger RNA, 906 nt
Organism: Penicillium macrosclerotiorum
Lineage: Eukaryota; Fungi; Ascomycota; Eurotiomycetes; Eurotiales; Aspergillaceae
Product: flavin reductase family protein
Exons: 2
Coding region: 1-906 (301 amino acids)
Molecular function (GO): FMN binding; riboflavin reductase (NADPH) activity
Source: RefSeq, a predicted model, not a curated record
AUGAAGCUAUUAGUCCCGCGCCUCGCGGUUCGACGAAGCAUAGGAGAGCCAAUACACUCGAAUGUACGACCAUUUUCCAUCCCAACUUUCCUCCACCGAAUCCCCGCCAUACCGUGUCACCAGCACCCCGCUCAGUGGUGCACACGACGAGAUAUCAGCAGUGCUGCACCCCAGACCUCAACAGAUGGACAAAACAACUCUUUGACGUCAACAAAGCCCUCCUCUCAAACCCAACCUGAAUCUUCAAUAUCCGAACAUGUCCGCCUACUUAUGCGCCGGGUUCCCUAUCCUGUUGCAAUCAUCACGGCCACCGAUCCUGCCGGUCCUCCGGAUACAACGUCCUUCCGAGGCAUGACCGUUUCUUCCUUCAACACCGUCACACUUACCCCACGCCCGGUAAUCUCCUUCAAUGUGCGCCGGCCCUCAGAAACACUGAACGCGCUCCUUGCGUCUGGUCGAUUUCUAGUCCAUUUGCUCGCACCAGGGCCCGCGACAGCAACUCUAGCCCGAGACUUCUCCAAAGGAAAUACCACACUCGCAACGAUAUUGAGCGGGCAUGGAGAAUUUCAAUUCGAGGCUUUGAAUCCCAAAAAGGCCUCCAGCCAGGAUACCACAGCGCCCCUUCCUCUCUUGAGACGGAGAGGCGCCGAGUCGUGCUUGCCAGACUCGAAUAACGCUGAAUCCGUGGAUUUCCCGUUCGUUUUCGAGUGUGAACUUCACCCGCAGAAAAUUGAUGUGCAGGACCACUCAAUUGUACUGGGUACGGUUGUAGGUGCUAUUCAGGGUUCGGUUGACUCGCUCUCGAACCAGGAUUGUACCCGCGAAGAUUCCGAGAAGCAUUUGCCUGACCGACUGUGCCUGGCGUAUGCUAACGCCCGGUUCUGGAAGAUGGGAAGUGAGCUUUGA